This is a messenger RNA of Aspergillus heteromorphus CBS 117.55, 918 nucleotides long. RefSeq lists its product as uncharacterized. The transcript has a single exon. Bases 1 to 918 code for a protein of 305 amino acids. Lineage: Eukaryota; Fungi; Ascomycota; Eurotiomycetes; Eurotiales; Aspergillaceae. The record is from RefSeq and is a predicted model, not a curated record.
AUGAUCUUGGCUCUGUCGGUCGUUGGGUCGGCCAGCCUGCCACUGCUUCUGCUUCUGCCUCUGCCAGAUCCCCGGAGGAUUCUUGCCUUUGCACUUGCACCAUCUUGCCUACGAUGUCGCCAUCCUAAACUCUUCCCUCUAUACAACCUCACCUCACCUCACACCCCGCACAACCGCCACCAUGCGAAUACUCCUCGCAUUGUGCCUCUUCCUCGUCUCUAUCACCGCCUCCCCCCUCUACGGCUACGCGCUGCCCUUCCCCCCCUCCGACCCCCGAAACCCGACACCUCGCCGUUCUACCCAUGGCGCUCCCGCAUCGCCAGCGCGGCCAACCACGUCGACCGCACAACCCUAUACGGGCUGGCCCGACAAGCCCAUGACCAGGGGCAACCCAACUUCGCACACUACGUGCAACACUUCCUCUCCAACACGGGCGCCGAAGCCACCGUCCCGGUCGACGAAAUGAUGCAAGCGAUGCCGCAGUUCCGGGCCCAAGUGCACCAGCUCGCCGAAUUCAAAGCGCGGCUGGCCUACCGCUCCCUCGUCAUGGGCGGACACGGCGCGGUCACCUUCACCAGCUUCUGGCACGAAUACACGGCCACCAGCGAGCAGAGCUGGGACUGGUAUCUGGCGCUGGGGCGAUUCGUCUUCAGCGUGACGGGGGUGGUGCGGAUGGAUGAGGCGGAUCGCGUCGCGGGGACAGCCACGGUGCAGUACACGGUGCAUGUGUUCGAUUACUGCGACUGGGAUGGCGGGCGCGAUCUGAUUAUCGGACCGUUUCGGUUCCAGGAGCACGAGAUGGGUGUCCUCCAGGUGGUGGGACUGGGGAGGGAGUUCAAGAUUCGCGGGUCGAGUCAGUCGCAGAUCGUGGAAGGCUUCGUGCCCGGGAAUGAGUUCCCGUUGCCCGGCUCGGGGUAG